AUGGUCUUGACCACUUUUUGUUGGAUGAUAUCAGCUCAACUAAAAACCGUUGCUUCUGUGUACAGCACUUUUGGAUACAACAGCUCAUCGACAUCCGACAUCGGGAGCAAUAAAAUGACCGAAGUCGAAAAAUUUGUUAAUAUUAUUUCUAAUCACCAAAGAGUUAUAAAAGUAUUAAACACGUUUUACGGUAUUAUUCGACCACUCCUUCUUACUCAAAUAGGAUGUAGUGCUACCAUAUUCACUAUUUGUACAUAUAUGUUUGUUUGGAACUGGUUUAAUGAUUCUUUCGUGUUAUCUCUGGUGUCUGCAAAAUGGAUUUCAUCAGCUAUGAUUAUGAUGGCCCACUUGUUCAUUUCUUGUUAUUUCUUUGGAUAUCUCGAUGAUCAAGUAAAAUCUAUGAAUUUUGCCUUGUACAGUAGCAACUGGACUGAAAAGGAUAUCCAAUUUCAAAAGUCGAUUUUGUUGGCCAUGAAUAUGAACAGUGCUAUUAAUAAUAUUUCAAUGAAAUUAACACCUACUAAAAUCGUGAAUCUAGAGAUGUUAGCAAGUGUUAUGCACGUAUCCUAUUCGAUUGUGUCGGUUUUAGCAAAGAAAGAAUUAUCCGACGGCCGUUAACAAAUUACAGAAUUAUAGGAAUAAUAAUCACUCGAUAAUGCACACUCACGUGGAACUAACUAAAU
Molecule: messenger RNA, 683 nt
Organism: Adelges cooleyi (spruce gall adelgid)
Lineage: Eukaryota; Metazoa; Arthropoda; Insecta; Hemiptera; Adelgidae
Product: odorant receptor 33c-like
Exons: 6
Coding region: 1-618 (205 amino acids)
Biological process (GO): sensory perception of smell
Cellular component (GO): membrane
Molecular function (GO): odorant binding; olfactory receptor activity
Source: RefSeq, a predicted model, not a curated record